AUGGAGGAGACCGCGACGGCGCCGGCGUAUGUCUCGGACGACCAGCUGGCUCAGCUGCAGGCCAGCACACCACGAUCUUUCGAUUCGAUUCCUCCGGUCCUGCAUCUUCACCGUGCGGAGGCGACAGUCUACAUCAGCCCAUCCCCAUCAGCACGACCCUCUUGCUUCGAGCAGAUCAACGAGGCGAAGCUCGACGCAGACGAACAAGACGAAGCCGAUGUCUUCCAAGCUACCGGCCAGCUUUGGCUCACCGAACGAGAAAUCUCAUUUCUAGCCCCCACCACUGGCAGCGGCUUCCGACUGGGAUAUGCAAACGUAGCGCUGCAUGCUGUCACAAGAUCGCCACCCAGCUUUCUCUCAACAUCCAGCUUCGGUCGAAAUGGCGCUUCCUCGACAUCUUCAGACUUCCCCGGCUGUCUCUACUGUCAACUCGACCUGAGCCCGAACGCUGGCUCGGGCGAGAUGGGUGUUGACGACGAUGAGGAAGGCGAGUUCGUCGAGAUGUACAUCUGCACUCCGGAUAGUGCGUACCUUGAUCGGCUCUUCGAAGCACUCUCCCACUGUGCGUCGUUGCACCCUUCCGGACCAGUCGAGGACGACGGUGGCCAUCCUUUCGCUGGGUUCGCGCCCUUCGGCACAAGCGCUUCCGGCGUGCAGUUGGGCGACGACGACGAUGAAGUGGACGGAGCAUACGACGAUGCAGAUGCAGACGACCAAGAUCUCAGCGAGACUGGCAGGCGCAACCUCGCACAUCUGGAAAGCGUCAUGCAAUGGCCCGACUCGGACGAAGCAGAGACACCGUCACUCGUGCACGAGCACGAUCGUCAACUCGUUGAUUCCGCCUCACGAGGCAGCAUCGACACGGCGACAAAUACGCUCAUCCUCUCGAAUCUUCCGGUCGAGUUCUUCAUCCCACACAUCUGCACUCUGCUUCUCUCGCUGCUCAACACGUACGGACCGAUGGUGCGCUGGACGCCGUUGCCAUCGGUGGGGCGCGCAGUCGUGAUCUUUGAAGACGCGGAGGGCGCAUCUCUGGCAAAGGCAGGGUUGGAUCGCCUUGUGCUGCCGUUCGAAGACAGCGAUGUGCAAGGCGUGACACGAGGACUGGACAAGGAUGAUGGUACAAUUCUGCGCGCCGUCUUUGGUCCCGUCACCGAUCCUACAGCCGAACCUGAGACAUUGGCGGUGCCGACAACGGACAAGAACUUCCUGAUUUCACCACCAGGCAGUCCGCCAGUCGGCUGGGAGCCGAUCCGCGAAGACCCGCCCAACAGAGACACGCUUGCCGACGACCUGAUGAAGGCGCUUGCCGACCUUCGAGAUACAGGCAGUCACAUCGAGUCGCAUCAACCACGAGUUUGGGGUGAGACUGCCGCGGAGGAACAGAAUACAGCAGAGCGAAAGAGUGGAGGCGCUGGCACACCCGAAGUCAUCCUUGCGCCGAGCACGGCGCCAGCUCUGAGGAAGUUCCAACCUGGCUGGCUUCGAGGCGGCCCGCAGGAAGCAGAAGCAAUCAGCACGGACGAGCAGAUCGAGCUUCCAGGGGUGACCGUGCAGUCGUUCGACGGAAAUGAUCAAGCCGACGGUGGUGGAGGAGGUGCAAAGUUGUACAACGGCUUCAGUAUCAGCUCGGUCAAGGCGACGGUCGACUCGAUGCGCGGACCCGUGCCGAGCUUUGGGCUCGAAACAGGCUCAUCUCUCGGUGGUGCAGAUGCUAAGCGUAUCACCCCGACCAGUCGGCCACCACUAAACAGCAACAACUAUCCGGACUUUUCUUAG
This is a messenger RNA of Kalmanozyma brasiliensis GHG001, 1779 nucleotides long. RefSeq names its product Calcipressin. The transcript has 2 exons. Lineage: Eukaryota; Fungi; Basidiomycota; Ustilaginomycetes; Ustilaginales. Gene Ontology annotation, molecular function: nucleic acid binding; calcium-dependent protein serine/threonine phosphatase regulator activity. The record is from RefSeq and is a predicted model, not a curated record. Bases 1 to 1779 code for a protein of 592 amino acids. Gene Ontology annotation, cellular component: cytoplasm; nucleus. Gene Ontology annotation, biological process: calcium-mediated signaling.